Cheilinus undulatus (humphead wrasse) is the source of this 5810-nucleotide messenger RNA. RefSeq names its product SEC14 and spectrin domains 1 (gene sestd1). NCBI's taxonomy places the organism in Eukaryota, Metazoa, Chordata, Actinopteri, Labriformes, Labridae. The transcript is spliced from 19 exons. The record is from RefSeq and is a predicted model, not a curated record. The coding region runs from base 223 to 2472 and encodes 749 amino acids.
GCCUGCUGUGUGCCUCCACUGUUGUUCUAAACCAACGGACACAGAGCGGAGAUGUCUGGCGUGUUUUAAUGAGAAACAUUUCAAACAUCUGCAGUUAAGAUCCGCCUGAGAGGAGAACGAAGAGAAGAAAAGGAGGAGCUGCAGAGGAGGAGGAGAGACAGAGGAGAAAAGGUGGACAAGGAGAAAAAACGGGACGUAUAAUGGUGCAGAUUUGAGUGAAAGAUGUCCAACAUAACCAUGGAAGCCACCACCAUCCUCCCCGUCCUCAGGAAGAAGCUGGCUUUUCUGUCAGGGGGUAAAGACCGGCGCAGUGGUCUAAUCCUGACCAUCCCUCUCUGCUCAGAUCAGACCAGCAUGGAGGAGCUCAGCGCCACACUGGACUACCUGCUCAGCAUCCCCAGUGAUAAGUGUAAGGCUCGUGGUUUCACCGUCAUCGUGGAUGGAAGAAAGUCUCAGUGGAACACUGUGAAGACCGUGGUGCUCAUGUUACAGAAUGUGAUUCCAGCUGAAGUGUCUCUGGUCUGUGUGGUGAAGCCAGAUGAAUUCUGGGAUAAGAAGGUCACACACUUCUGCUUCUGGAAGGAGAAAGACCGCCUUGGCUUCGAGGUGAUCCUGGUGUCGGCCAAUAAGCUGACUCGUUAUAUUGAACCAUGUCAGCUAACUGAUGAUUUCGGAGGAAGUCUGGACUACGACCACAGCGACUGGCUCAACAAGAGACUGGUUUUUGAGAAGUUUACAAAGGAAUCGACGUCGCUGCUGGACGAGCUGUCGAUCAUCAAUGAGAGUGACAAGAGCAGCUCAGUUGACAAGGAAAAGUCAGCUGACUGCGCUCUAUUACCAUCUUUUGACCCUGAAACUGUUCUUCAGACUGGUCAUGAGCUGCUGUCGGAGCUGCAGCAGCGUCGUUUUAAUGGCUCGGAGGGAGGCGGAGGAGGACAGGGAGGUCCAGCCUGGUGUCCCAUGGAGGAGGAGCUGCUGGCUCAGCCUCAGGUGAUGAAGCUUCUAGACUCACUCAGGGAGCAGUACACUAAAUACCAGGAGCUCUGCAGGCAGAGGAACAAACGGACCCAGCUAGACGAAAUCCACGCCAAGGUCAUGCAGGUGGUCACCUGGCUGCAGGGUCCGGGUUCAGAGCUAUUGAAGACUCAGCAGGAAAUUGGAGACUCGAUGCGGGCAGCUCAGGCCCUACAGCAGAAACACGAGGAGAUCGAGAGCCAACACAGCGAGUGGUUUGCAGUAUACGUGGAGUUGAACCAGCAGAUUGCUGCCUUGCUCAGUGCCGGUGAAGAGGAGGAAGUGGCGGAGCUGAAGGCUCUGCAGCAGCAGCUGAGCGACGUCUGCUACAGGCAGGCGGCUCAGCUGGAAGGACGACAGAACGUCCUGCAGGCGGCCCAGGGUUUCCACAGCACCACACAGGAGUUGUCUCAGCAGUUGGACGGUCUACUAGGAAUGCUCUGCGCUGAUGUGGCUCCAGCUGAUGGAGCUUCGAUUCAACAAAACCUCAAACUGUUGGAGGAGAAACUGCAGACUGUUGAGGCAGGUCUAUCCUCCUUGCGUCAGAAGGGGGCGCUGUUGAUAGAGCAGAUGUGCAGCCAGCCGACAUGGGCCAUGGAGGAAACGGAGAGUCCAGCUGGUGAACAGCCGGAUAAUAUUCAGCACAUCCAGGGUGUCAUGGAGGAGAUGCAGCUGCGCAAGCAAAGGUGUGAAGACAUGGUGGAUGUGAGGAGGCUGAAGAUGCUCCAGAUGGUCCAGCUCUUUAAAUGUGAAGAAGAUGCUUUACAGGCUGUGGAGUGGCUUGGGGAGCUGAUGGACGCCCUGUUAAAAACUCAUGUCAGACUGGGUGAUGACUCUCAGGAGAACAGGACCAUGUUGGACAAACACAGGAAGUUUGUGGACGUUGCUCAGAGCACCUAUGAUUACGGACGUCAGCUUUUACAGGCGACCGUCGUCCUCUGUCAGUCUCUGCGCUGUACGACCCGCUCUUCAGGUGACACUUUACCGAGACUCAACCGGGUCUGGAAACAGUUCAGCGUCAGUGGUGAGGAGAGACAACAAAGACUGGAGCUGGCUCUGAGCUUCCACACUGCUGCUGAGAGGGUGUUACAGCGGGAAUGUGUGGAUGCAGACUCUUUAGAUGAAGUCGACUCUUUAGGGAAAACUCUGCUGGACAGACUCACCAUGCCUAUUAUCUUUCCUGAUGGGAGUGAGCAGUACUUCGGCACUCCCAGCGACACAGCAGCGGCAGCAGAGGCCAUCAGAGAGCGCCUCCUGCUGGUGGAGGAGCGACGGCUCCAGUUGCAGGAGGCUCGGCUUCACAACAACGGUAACGAGGAGGAGGAGCUGCUAAACGGGCAGGCAGCACCGCUAGAAGUUAUCGGAGAGGAACUGAGUGAGAAAGAGGAGCAAGAUGAGGAGGAGGAGGAGGUGGGAGAACAGGAUGAAGAUUUGGAGAGAGCCACACAGGACUGCUAAUGGAUCGCUGAAGACGUCAAACCGAGCAGCCUUAAUGAAGCUUGUUAGUGAAGGGCUGCUGAUUAAUUUACAACGAUUAUCUCCUCCCUCAGCGUAGGCAACCCUCUGAUUUGUUGCUUCUGUCGUACUGCAGCUUCUGUAGUGAUGGUAUUUCUCUAAAUCAGGACUACAUUUCCCAUCAGCCUCACUGCUUAACCUGCCUGAAAGAGGAUGAACAAGUUGGAUGAUCUCUCCACUGUGUUCUCAGCUGAAACUCUGAAAGCGAUAACAAGGUCUGCUCUGGAAAAUCUUUUUCUGCCAUCAAGCGAUCCAACAGAAUAACAAAUGUAAAAUACUGGAAGUAUUUACUGGAAUUAUUAAUAUCUCUGGAUGCUCUGUUGAAGAUGGAGCCGUUUAUAUAAGAAAACUCCUUAAGUACGCCUAACAUCACUUCAUCCUUCCCAGCAUGCCAUUAGCUUACCUUAGUGAGCGGAGCUUUCAUGGUGCUAACAUGGUAACUGUGCCUCAUCUGACUUACUGUUACUUUUCUUUAAUGCCAUUUUCAACUUAAGAGUCAUUGGCAGCUUUUUCACAGUUAUGGCUGUGUUGCUCCUGCUUUAUAUGAACUUCUUUUCUUUCUAAGGGUCCAAAUGUGCUGAUGGCAAAUGACCAGACUGUCGAGAGUGCAACGUCAGCAUCCAAAGCAUUACUCUCUGGUUUGAAUAGAUCUCUGAGGAGUUACUGUGUAUGCACCCAGCUGUAGAAAACUGAACAGAAUUGGUGUUAAAGAAAAUACUAUAAGUAAUAAGGUCCUGCCCACACAAAUAAUGCAUUAAUCCAGGUACAGCACAGACAGUAUGUCUACGGGCAGUUUGAGAAGUUCAAAUACUGUGUUAAGACUGGCCAGAACUGGACCUCUACAAUGCAUUUUAGUCUAACUGAAAUCAUGACUUUUUGAAAAGUUGAACUCACACCAAGAUAAUUUGGAGAUUGAUUUACUCUAGCAUGUUUAAACCUCAAUCAGACCCAAACUAGUUAAUAGUUAAGCUUCCAUUCUGAACUUUGACACAAAGUCGAUGAGCAAAAACACCAACUGUAAAGCUGAAGAUGAGUUGUAAUCUGCCUUCAGAUAUCGGAUAUAAGCUAGAGCAGUGGUCCCCAAAGUGUGGGUCAGGACCCCCCGGGGGGGUCGUGAGAUGCCUUCCCAAAACAAAGAAUAUAUUUAAAAGGUUUUAAAUAGUUUAUGUCGUACAUUUUAAAAAAAUAUAUAUUCAUAGAAUUAGUUUAUUUUUAAAUAACAACAUGGCCAAUAGAUGAGAUUUAUGCUAAAAUAAAUGUAAUAUUUUAGCCAAGUCUGCACAUGACUGUUCUUGAACGUGCACGCCUAUUUUCAGCUAUGCUUCAACAACCCUAAGGUACAGUGGGGGUCUCCAGUCUCUGGCUCUGUUAGUUUAGGGGUUGUGGGCUGAAAAGUUUGGUAACCCCUGAGCCAGAGGGAUAACAUUCAUCACUUUUUUUUUUCCAAUUCUUUUAUUUAACCAGGAAACCCUCACUGAGAUUAAAAAUAUCUUUUUCAAGAGCGUCCUGGCCAAGAUAGGCAGCAUCAGCCAAAAGUAAAGCAUAGUUUCCAUUUCUCCACUUAUUGACAUACAACCACUGUACUACUCAGUAACUUGUUUGCAAGUUUAUUAGGAAGAAGGUGAAUAGUAACAAGCUAAAAUGGAGCAUGUCACAAUCAUGGAGAAACCAUCAUUAUCAAUAUUUGUUUUGUAGCACCAAUUCAUAGCCGUUAUCCCAAGACAAAGAGGGCAGGUCUAGACCCCACCAUCUAGAGGAAAUGCUAUAAUGCUUCCGUCAGUAAUUUCUGUAUGCAUGAAUGCUGAGACGACAGUAGUUAAGAUAUCCAAAUAAGCUAUAACUAUAGUUUGAGUUUCAAAUGCAUGUAAACGUACUGACUGUCAGUAAGAACCAAAAAUCUGGGCCUUCUGGAGAACAUCUAAACAUGGGACACUAACCAUGCUAAAAGCUAGUGAUAUAAUAUGAAACAUAUUCAACAGAAAUGUAUCUAAGUUUUUGAUUUGAGGUAACUGAAUUGUGCUCAGGAUUUUAUAAAAUUUGCAACCUCUAGGCCAAAUUUGAUCUUGUCUUAAGGUUCUCCUUUAAAUAUUGACAUUUCUUUAUUGAUUUUAUAAUUUUACUUUAAUCUUGCAAUAAAAUGUUUUUAAACUUCAGGUUUUAAACACAGUGGAGGUGCUACUUUUGAGUUCCCUCUGGUAUUCUUCAGGACAACAAACUGAUUUGACAUGAAACCUGAUGUUACAGUUGUAAGUUUUAUGCAAGAUUCUUAAAGACCACAUGGGCCGUUAUCGUGUUUUCCAAAUCUCAGGUUGCCAGUCAACCUAUGUACGAUUUCAUAACCAGUCUUUACCACACAGUUCACACAAGCCAAAAAAAUAAACUAUAAAUUCAGCUUGUUUUUGUUUUCUCUCAUUUUUGAGGGGAACAAGAAAACAGAAUUUGCACUAGUUUUCCUUUCCUACCAUCAAAUCAAUAUUAGCACUCGUUUUUUUUUCCCAUUAGAAGCCCUCAGCUUCUGAUUGCCUGAUUGGUAUUUCGACAAAUGUGUUUCAGAAUAAAUGCUCUUCUCUACCUUCAGACUGCCUCUUUUCCAUGAGAAAAAUAAAAGAGAAAACAAACAAAAAACAAAACAAAACAAAGCUGUUUAAAAGCAUAAAAACCAACAUGGCUCUGUAAAGGAGGAGAGGAAGCAUAAUAAGUAUCAUGAAUUUAAUUGUGAAAACUUUUUCAUAAGCCAGGAGCACCGAUUGUACAGUUUUGUGCUCUGAUUAUCACCAUCUUAUUCUACACAUCCCUUCUUUCUGCUUUGGCAAUAUUACAUUAGAUAAAGACAACAAAACAUUUGAAUUUUUUUUUAAACUAGAAUGCAAUCUUAUUUAAAUUCACCUUAAGCCUUUUGCUUAGAUAGUUUACAUGCUUAGACUUUGCAUUAAGGGACCAUAACACUUAAAUCUUUCAGGGCUUCAAUGAUUUUUCUGAUUUAAAGAAUCCCUCUGGUUUGACCGUGUGCAUAGACUUGAUGCUGUUCGCUGUAGUUUAACUUGGACUGAGGUACUGACAGCAGUUAUUCACAGACAGGUGGUCAUUUGCCAAAAAAGCACCAUUGAAACAGGACAUUUUGUAUUUAUUUGACAUUUUUACGAUCAAACCUCGCUGUAACUGGUUGCCAUUUUUGACCAAUAACUGCUGCUGUAAGUGUAACCGCUGAAUACUGUGUCUUGCAUUUUGCCCCCUCUGUUUACUGCCAUCAUCCUCUAAAUAAAGACGCCUUUUGAAGUCUC